Messenger RNA from Diospyros lotus (date-plum), 1851 nucleotides. Its product is annotated as beta-glucosidase 17-like. The record is from RefSeq and is a predicted model, not a curated record. Gene Ontology annotation, biological process: carbohydrate metabolic process. Gene Ontology annotation, molecular function: beta-glucosidase activity. Lineage: Eukaryota; Viridiplantae; Streptophyta; Magnoliopsida; Ericales; Ebenaceae. The coding region runs from base 128 to 1741 and encodes 537 amino acids. The transcript is spliced from 13 exons.
UACUACUAUGAGUAUUGGGCAGGAAAACGGGGACCAAGCAAUCAUUGAAGAAGCUGUAGAUCAGACUGAGAUGGAUGAGUGAAAGAAAAUUCAGGCCUAUGCCUGGAAGAGACCAACAGCAUCAGCCAUGGCUUCAGCAACUCCUCUCUGCUUCUUCUUCCUCCUCCUGAACUCGGCCUGCACUUUCGCUUCCGCUGCGGCCGGAAAAAUGAGCCGUCAGUCGGCGAAGCUCGAUCGCAGCAGUUUUCCGGCCGGUUUCGUGUUCGGCUCAGGAUCCUCUUCGUACCAGGUUGAAGGAGCAGCCUCUGAGUUUGGGAGAGGGCCAAGCAUCUGGGACACCUUCACGCACAAUGAACCAGACAAAAUAGCGGACCGCAGUACAGGGGAUGUUGCAGAUGGGUUUUAUUAUCAUUAUAAGGAAGACAUAGCUCAGAUGAAAGCAAUUGGAUUCGAUGCUUUUAGAUUCUCCAUCUCAUGGUCCAGAAUAUUUCCUAAGGGAAAACUUAGUGGUGGAGUCAAUCCUUUGGGUGUCCAAUUCUACAAUGAUCUCAUUGACAACAUCUUGUUGAAUGGCCUAAAACCUUAUGUAACACUGUUUCAUUGGGAUCUUCCGCAAGCUCUAGAUAAUGAAUAUGGUGGAUUCUUAAGCCACAUGAUCAUGAAUGAUUACCUAGACUAUGUCGAUUUUUGCUUCAAAACUUAUGGUGAUCGAGUGAAGUACUGGUUCACUGUGAAUGAGCCUUACGAGUUUAGUGCACUUGGAUAUGCAAAAGGCAUCUAUGCACCUGGUAGAUGUUCUAACUAUGUGGGAAAUUGCACGUUAGGAAAUUCAGCAACUGAGCCCUAUAUUGUUGGCCACCACCUUGUCCUCUCCCAUGCAGCUGCUGUAAGAUUGUACAGGGAAAAAUACAAGGCUUCUCAAAAAGGCCAAAUUGGAGUUACACUAUCAAGCAAGUGGUAUGAGCCAUUUUCUAAUGAUAAUGUGAGCCAGAAGGCUGCUUUGAGAGCUGUUGACUUUGUUCUGGGAUGGUUUUUACACCCAAUAACUUAUGGUAAUUAUCCACAAAGCAUGCAGUCUCUUGUUGGGAAUCGACUGCCAAAAUUCACCAAGAAAGAAACUCAAAUGCUCAAGGAAUCUUUUGAUUUCCUCGGAAUAAAUUACUAUAGUUCAUACUAUGCAGCUGAUGUCAGGGUUAUCAAUACUUCUGCCCUAAGCAUGACAACUGAUAACCAUAUCAUAGAAUACAUGACCAAAAAUGGUGUUCCAAUUGGUAAACCGACUGAUUUAGACUGGUUGUACAUAUAUCCUGACGGACUUCGAAAGCUUCUGCUGUUCAUAAAAGAUAAUUAUGGUAAUCCAACUAUUAUUGUUACUGAAAAUGGGCUUGCAGAAGUAAAAAAUAGCUCGGCACCAGUUGGUAAAUCUUUGAAGGAUGAGCUUAGGAUCCAUUGUUACCAUGAACAUCUAAAAUGUCUUUUGAAAGCUAUCAAAGAGGGCGCGGAUGUGAGAGGGUACUUUAUAUGGUCAUUUAUUGACAAUUUUGAGUGGUGCUUGGGUUAUAAUGCUAGAUUUGGCAUCACUUACGUGGAUUAUAAGGGUGGAUUGAGAAGAUACCUCAAAGACUCAGCCAUUUGGUUCAGCGAGUUCCUUCAAGGGAGGAUUGAUGCACUCUUUAGGCCUUCUACAUUUGGGUUACCAGAUGAUCAAUCUUCUACUUCUCUCCUUCAUGCAAAUAAAUAGACGAAUAAUGUUAUUUGUACAUAAGGCAAAUUAUAGUUGGGUUUACACAAUGAUAUUCUCGUGAUAAAUUGAGGACUUAUCGUGAUAAAUUCACGAUAUUCUCUUCUCUC